UAUAAAUCAUAAAACAAUUAAAAUGACGACAGACAGAUCAGGAAUUUUGUAUUUGUUCGUUCGGCCAACUGAACCGGUCUACGUGCCCAAGGGUGACAAGAAAGUGGUCUUUGAUAUUCCAUCUCACUACUUGCCGGAGAAACAUCGAUUACGGCACAGUGAAUUGUUCAGUCACUUUCACGACAGUACGGUUUCGAAGAUAAAGAUCAAGCAAAUCACGCUUCCGGAUCUGAGGAUCCCUAUGCAACUGGAUCGGCGUCAACCAUUCUCGCUUUUCAUCCCUCGACACCGAAAGAUAGCUGCCCGGCUCAUCGACAUUUUCAUGGGCAUGAAAACCUACGAGGAUUUACUGUCCGUCGCGGUUUACUGCCGUGACCGAGUGAACCCGAAUUUGUUUAUAUACGCCCUGUCAGUGGCAAUGCUUCAUCGACCGGACACGAAAGAUUUACCGAUACCACCGUUAAGUUUGGUGUUUCCGGACAAGUAUCUGGCUAGAGGGGUUUUCUCCAGAGCCAGGGAGGAGGCCAGCAUACCCAAUCAUAAAACAAUUAAAAUGACGACAGACAGAUCAGGAAUUUUGUAUUUGUUCGUUCGGCCAACUGAACCGGUCUACGUGCCCAAGGGUGACAAGAAAGUGGUCUUUGAUAUUCCAUCUCACUACUUGCCGGAGAAACAUCGAUUACGGCACAGUGAAUUGUUCAGUCACUUUCACGACAGUACGGUUUCGAAGAUAAAGAUCAAGCAAAUCACGCUUCCGGAUCUGAGGAUCCCUAUGCAACUGGAUCGGCGUCAACCAUUCUCGCUUUUCAUCCCUCGACACCGAAAGAUAGCUGCCCGGCUCAUCGACAUUUUCAUGGGCAUGAAAACCUACGAGGAUUUACUGUCCGUCGCGGUUUACUGCCGUGACCGAGUGAACCCGAAUUUGUUUAUAUACGCCCUGUCAGUGGCAAUGCUUCAUCGACCGGACACGAAAGAUUUACCGAUACCACCGUUAAGUUUGGUGUUUCCGGACAAGUAUCUGGCUAGAGGGGUUUUCUCCAGAGCCAGGGAGGAGGCCAGCAUACCCGUUAACUUGAGGGAAACGAUUGAUAUAUCAAAGUACGAUACCGCGACCGAUGUCGAAGUGGAGCAUCGCGUUGCCUACUGGCGAGAGGACAUCGGUAUCAAUCUUCACCACUGGCACUGGCAUUUGGUUUAUCCGCAUGACAGUAAUAUUACUAUUGUGAACAAAGACCGAAGAGGAGAACUGUUUUACUACAUGCAUCAACAGAUGAUGGCUAGAUACAAUUGCGAGCGUCUGUGUAACCGAUUAGGGCGCGUGAAGCGGUUCAUCAACUGGCGCGAACCGAUUCCGGAAGCUUACUUCCCGAAACUAGACUCUCUGGUCGCGAGCAGAACGUGGCCGGCCAGACCCACCGGCGCUGUACUGAGGGACGUCAACCGACAAGUGGACGAAGCGAACUUUGACAUACAGGAUUUAGAACGGUGGCGGGACAGGAUCUACGAGGCUAUCCACACGGGCUCGGUGAUCAACACCAAAGGCGAGAGGAUACCAUUAACAGAGAAAGAUGGAAUAGAUGUUUUGGGAAAUAUCUUGGAAUCUAGUAUGCUGUCUCCUAAUCGGAACAUCUACGGCGAUUUGCAUAAUUUUGGUCACAUGGCUCUCUCAACCGUGCACGAUCCGGAUCACCGUCACUUGGAGUCGUUCGGAGUGAUGGGAGAUAAUGCGACUGCAAUGAGGGAUCCUAUAUUUUACAGAUGGCACGCUUUCAUCGACGACGUAUUCCAAGAGCAUAAGGAUACAUUGCCGAAGUACACCGUAGAACAAUUGGAUUUCCUUGGCGUGGAGAUAGCUGAUAUUAAAUUGACUACUAACGAUCAACCUAACGUUUUAAACACGUUCUGGACGGAGAGCGAGAUGGACUUGUCGUACGGCGUUGAUUUUAAGGCACACGGUCCGAUCCGCGUUCGAUUCACCCAUCUAAAUCACACCGAAUUCCUAUACACGAUCGUCGUCAAUAAUCGUAACAAUGAACCACGCAAAGGUACCGUUCGCAUCUUUAUCGGUCCUAAAGAAGACGAACGCGGUAUGCCGUUUACGUACAGCCAACAGAAAAAUUUAAUGAUUGAAAUGGACAAAUUCGCUGUCACGCUUCAACCGGGCGAGAAUAAAAUCGAGCGAAAGUCGACGGAGUCGUCGGUGACGAUUCCUUUCAAGAACACCUUCCCCGAUUUAGACGAUAAGAGGCCUAUAAAUGGUGACUCUUCCGUUUCGUCCGAUUUCUGCAGCUGCGGAUGGCCACAGCAUAUGCUCGUACCCAAAGGAAAGAAGGAGGGCUUCCGCAUGCAACUGUUCGUCAUGAUUUCUGAUUAUACCGACGACGCAGUCGAACAAGACGAAUCGACCAGCUGCAGGACCGGGGUAAGUUUCUGUGGACUGAGGGACAGGAAAUAUCCUGACGCACGUUCCAUGGGCUACCCGUUCGACCGUCAACCACGCGAUGGUGUCAAAACUUUAGCACAAUUCCUUACGGGGAACAUGAAAGUGGGCGAGGUCACGGUUCGAUUCUCGGACACGAUCGUACCCUCGUCCUGACCCGGAAGCAAGUGGAACAGGAUUGCUUUUAUGAAACGAUAACGACUACGAUAUCUACACACGGUUUUAUGAUGAUGUAACAACGUUUCGCUUUUAUCUCUUUAGUUGAAUAAAUAAAACAGCAACGAGCAAAGACAAA
Molecule: messenger RNA, 2735 nt
Organism: Ceratina calcarata
Lineage: Eukaryota; Metazoa; Arthropoda; Insecta; Hymenoptera; Apidae
Product: phenoloxidase 1-like
Exons: 12
Coding region: 23-2596 (857 amino acids)
Molecular function (GO): oxidoreductase activity
Source: RefSeq, a predicted model, not a curated record